Camelina sativa (false flax) is the source of this 1050-nucleotide messenger RNA. RefSeq lists its product as uncharacterized. Lineage: Eukaryota; Viridiplantae; Streptophyta; Magnoliopsida; Brassicales; Brassicaceae. The record is from RefSeq and is a predicted model, not a curated record.
AUGGAAGAAGAGGCAAUUCGGGGAAGUAGUAGUGAAGAUAGGAAGGGUGAAGUGAGGAAGAAGAAUUGUGGGGAACCAAACACAUGUGAAGACACAGGGACGGGUUAUUUUGAUUUAGCGGUAGGGCAAAAAUUCUAUUCGAAAAAAGCAUUGGAGCGUACAUUGAAGAUCUUAACAGUGUUACAAAAGUUUGAUUUCAUCGUGAAGGAGUCAAGGCCUAAUUUGUAUGUUGUGCAAUGUUGGGUUCCCGGUUCUGGUGUAGUGCCAGUUCAUGUGGCAGAGGCGUUAAAUCUUCGUUAUGGACUUAAGGUUGACUAUUGGAAAGGGCAUCGUACACUUAAGCGCGCCAGGGAAUUAGUGAGGGGGAGCUAUGAAAAUGGAUAUGCAGAAUUACCAGCUUAUUUAUAUAGGAUUAGGAGAUCAAAUCCGGGGACAAUGACUAGGUUAAAAGUGGAUGAAAAUGAUAGGUUCAAAUCUGUUUUCAUUGCCUUUGAUACUGAGAACGAUGACUCUUGGGACUGGUUUUUUACACAACUAUCUUGUGUAAUUCCUGAUGAUGAGGGAAUUGUCAUUAUAUCGGAUAGACAUAAAUCAAUCGGGAAAGCAGUAGACAUAAAUUAUCCACUAGCAAACCGAGGGAUUUGCACCUACCAUCUCCACAAAAAUAUAAUGCUUAGAUUCAGAGGUAGUGAAACGUUUGGGUUGGUGAAAAAGGCAGCAACUGCGUAUAGGCUAUCCGAUUUCAAUGUUUUAUUAGGACAGAUAGAAGAAAUGAAUCCAAAACUAUAUGCCUAUUUGCAGCGUGCUGAUGUGAGUAAGUGGUCCCGAGUUCACUUCCCUGGUGAUAGAUAUAACAUUACAACGACGAACAUUGCAGAAUCCCUGAAUAAAGUCUUAAGACCAGCAAGAUCGUUUCCUAUUGUUCAACUGCUAGACGAGAUACGGUCGAUGCUGACAAGAUGGUUUGCAAGAUGCCGAGUAGAAGCUGCCCAAAUGAGUACAGUUCUUACUAAAGGAGUUGAGAAGCUAUUACAGUUUUGGGUUUUAUAA